UCGUCUUAUCUUUUGUUUUUUUUUUUGUUUUUUUGUGAAUGAAGCGCCUUGCAGAUCCCCUUAGCUGCCGUGGCUAGCGAAGGAUCUAUCGAGGACUCGUUUGGUUGCUUACAAGUUGACUUCGCUAACGAAUACAUCGGCGGUGGCGUGUUGAACUCCGGAGCGGUGCAGGAAGAAAUUCGAUUCUUGAUAUGUCCAGAAAUGAUUGUAUCUUCUCUUUUGUGUGAGAGAAUGGGACCGCUUGAAGCAAUUCACAUAAUCGGUGCACAACGCUACAAUGAUUAUGUGGGAUACGGUAGGUAUUACCCAAUUUUCUCCAAUACUCAUGUUCCAGGAGGAUCAUAUGCGAAGUUGUGGCAAUGGAUGCCAAAUACUUCAAACGUGUUACCAGGCCAGCUCAAUAUAGAGUCGAAAACAUCGACAGAGAACUCAACAAGGUUCGCCUUCGUUAUUAUCAAGCUAUUAUUGUUCGAGGCAUAUGCUGGUUUUACAACGAGGACAGAAGUAUCGCGACCUAUUGCAACAGGAAACUGGGGUUGUGGAGUUUUUGGUGGAGAUAAAGAACUAAAAAGUGCAACUCUUAAAUGGACCCGUUACGCGGAUUAUGGCAGUGAACCUAGAGAUGAAUUCCAGUGGGUUGAUUUUUCUUGUGCUAUUUUAGAUUUUAUUUAAAA
Messenger RNA from Cylicostephanus goldi, 674 nucleotides. NCBI's taxonomy places the organism in Eukaryota, Metazoa, Nematoda, Chromadorea, Rhabditida, Strongylidae. The record is from the annotation of a GenBank genome assembly.